Molecule: messenger RNA, 2218 nt
Organism: Cannabis sativa
Lineage: Eukaryota; Viridiplantae; Streptophyta; Magnoliopsida; Rosales; Cannabaceae
Product: protein ACCELERATED CELL DEATH 6
Exons: 3
Coding region: 431-2077 (548 amino acids)
Cellular component (GO): plasma membrane
Molecular function (GO): protein phosphatase 1 binding; protein phosphatase regulator activity
Source: RefSeq, a predicted model, not a curated record
ACAGAUGACAAAGUCAACGUACACAUUUUCUUUCAGUCCUACUUUUAUUUUCUUCUCUCCACCACAGAUAUUAAGUUUAAGGAUAUGGAUUUGUACAACAUAUAUAUGGUAGAGAAACAUGUUAAGAUUACAUAUGAAGUAGACAACCUACAAAAUUUUCCAAUCUUACCCAAUUUUCUUAUAUGAAUUCAGACCUGUACAAGGCAGCCUCUAAUGGCCAAAUCGGCCCCUUCAAGGAAAAGCGCAACAAACUUAAUCUUACCCAAUUAGUUACCCGAGGAAAGAACACAGUUUUGCAUCUGAAUAUCAUUUCUGAGAAAACCACUGACAAAAUCUUCGCAAGAGAGAUCCUGGAGAUGUGUCCAGCAUUGUUGAUGCAAGGUGAUGCAAGAGAGGAGACUCCCUGGCAGCAAGGUAUGGUCGUGUGUUUAUGGUCAAGUUUCUUAUCGAACAAUGUGAAAACAACCAAGUGAUGAAAUUACAGAUGUUGAGGAUGAAGAAUAUAGAAAAGGACACUGCGUUGCAUGAGGCUGUGAGGUUCGGACAUGAUGAGGUUGUAAGAAUAUUGACCGGAGAAGACCCUGGUUUCCGGUAUUCGGCUAAUGAAGCGGGUGAGACUCCGCUUUACUUAGCCAUACAAAGAAGCUACUGGUGCUUGAAAUUGGUUGAUGAACUAUUGAAGAAUUGGUCGACACUGGACACUGGUGUUCCUAAUGGAGGAACUCUACUGCAUGCUGCAGUUAAAACAGGCAACCAAGAUUUGGUGAGAAAGCUUUUACCAAAAGUAGAACAUCUGAUGAACCAAGGCGAUGAGGAGGGAUGUACUCCUCUGCACCAUGCUGCAACUAUUCAAUAUUCUACUGGUAAAACUAUUACAGAGAUGUUGGUUGAAAAUGAUGAAAGUAGUGCCUACAUCAAAAAUAAACAUGGUAUGACACCUCUCCACAUGGCAAUUGCCAAUGACAAUUGGAAUGUAAUGAAUGUAAUUAUGUGGAGAUGUCCAGAUAGCUGUCAGGUUGUUGAUAACAAGGGCAGAAAUGCUCUACAUUAUGCUGUCACAACUCAAGAUGUUGAUACAGUAAAAGUAUUCUUGGAACAUUCUUCACUUGUUGGCAAUGAUCACUGGUUUUUGAAUGGAAAAGAUAUAGAGGGAGAUACUCCCUUGCUUCAUAUGGCUGCUACUUCAUCAUGGCAUGUCGAAAUUUUUGAUGCUUUGUUGUCUAACCCAAGAGUUGAUAAGAUGGCAUCCAACAAACAAAACAUCAAUAUUAUAGAUAUGGUCAAUCGUUUGGACAAAAAAGAAGAUAUAAAGAUCCAAGAGAAAUUGCAUCAAGUCCUCGUUAAACACAAAAUAUUAGAGAAAGAUGUUAUUUACCCAGAAUCAAUGCCAGUAAAUCCUUACUAUGAAAAAAGAUUAACAGACCGCGAAGAAAUAAUGAAAGAGGAGAGAAAUGAGUGGAAUGAAAGGAAAAAGUUCAUCACUACAAAAUACAAAGAGUCAGCUCUAGUUGCAGCCACAUUAAUUGCAACAGUAACAUUUACAGCCGGUUUCACUUUGCCUGGAGGUUAUUUUAGUAAUGAGCUUAAAAAUCAACAACAACAACAACUACUUGGCACUGCUGUUCUCACCAAUAACAAAGCCUUUCAGGCUUUCAUGAUAACAGACACAAUAGCCAUGGUACUCUCUACUACGUCCGUCUUUAUGAACCUCUUCCUCACUAUAUUGUCUUCUGAAAAACAUACUAGUGAAGACUUACUGUCGUGCUAUAUUGGGACUAUGGUUUUGGCAAUGGUGGCUAUGGGAUUAAUGGUGAUAGCAUUUGUUACGGGUACGUAUGCAGUGUUGUCACCUUCCCCUGCUCUUGCUAUUGCCACUGGUGUUAUUGGAUUGUCUUUCUUUGGUCUUAUAUACUACACAGUAAAUAGGAGCAAGAGCAAGAGCAAAUGCCCAGUACAACUGUUUUGCGAUUACGAAGCUUGCUAUAUACUUAAAUUCGUUUUCUUUUUGCCAGUAAUACGUUUCCGAAAAAAACCACCUGUCCCCAAGUUACCCAUCUCUUCCCUCUACCUCCAAUAAAUGAUUUGGUUUAUUAGUACUCUCUAAUUAUUAAUUAAUUCUCUCUCUCUCUCUCUCUCUAUUUAUUAAAUAAUUAAUAACAAAUGCAUGUAAACUAUCAAAGUUAUUUUUCUCCUGAAAUAUCAAAAUCUUUUAAACUUA